Molecule: messenger RNA, 2391 nt
Organism: Aquila chrysaetos chrysaetos
Lineage: Eukaryota; Metazoa; Chordata; Aves; Accipitriformes; Accipitridae
Gene: MBD2
Product: methyl-CpG binding domain protein 2
Exons: 7
Coding region: 47-868 (273 amino acids)
Molecular function (GO): DNA binding
Source: RefSeq, a predicted model, not a curated record
UCGCUACUUCAUCCGGCGCCGCCGCCUCGGGCCCUGCGCCCGGUGCAUGGAGAAGCAGGGCAGGAUGGACUGCCCCGCGCUGCCCCCGGGCUGGAAGAAGGAAGAGGUGAUCCGCAAGUCGGGCCUCAGCGCCGGUAAAAGCGAUGUCUACUACUUCAGUCCAAGUGGUAAGAAGUUCAGAAGCAAGCCUCAGUUGGCAAGAUACCUGGGAAACACUGUUGAUCUCAGCAGUUUUGACUUCAGAACGGGAAAGAUGAUGCCCAGUAAAUUGCAGAAGAACAAACAGAGACUAAGGAAUGAUUCUCUCAAUCAAAAUAAGGGAAAACCAGACUUAAAUACAACUUUACCAAUCAGACAAACUGCAUCAAUUUUCAAACAACCAGUCACCAAAGUUACCAAUCAUCCUAGUAACAAAGUACGAUCUGAUCCACAGCGAGUGACGGAGCAGCCACGACAGCUUUUCUGGGAGAAGAGGCUACAAGGUCUCAGCGCAUCGGAUGUCAGUGAACAAAUCAUAAAAUCCAUGGAGCUACCUAAAGGUCUUCAAGGCGUUGGCCCAGGUAACAAUGACGAUACCCUGUUGUCAGCUGUUGCUAGUGCUUUGCACACCAGUUCUGCACCUAUCACGGGACAGCUCUCUGCAGCUGUUGAGAAGAACCCAGCCGUCUGGCUUAAUACAUCUCAACCCCUCUGCAAAGCUUUCAUAGUCACAGAUGAUGACAUUAGUUGUGGGAUAUACCUUCUGAAUAGUUCUGGGGUUCUUAAUGCUAGUCCUGCGAAAGGUUCUGCAAAAGAUAAGGCAUCUUUGGUUUUGUUCGGUUCUCUGCCCCAGGGUUUGAAAGAUCACUCUCUAGGCAUUGACAGUUAACACCUCUGGGACAGUAAGCUGUGUAUUGGAAGAUAGAAAACAAGGGUAGAAAACAGCUGGAAGAUAGAAAACAAGUUCUGUACGGAAGUGCUAGCUCGUUUUUGGUUUUUUUUUUUUCGUCCUUUUGCUAUCUCUGUAAGCAGACAGCCCCCUCUGAAGUACUUAGGGAGUGCUGGUAGUGGUUGCAGCCAUAGAACUGAGUAGCGUUAGAGGCUGGUGCUCUUCAGAGGCUUCUGGCUUCUGUGGAGCAUGUUGGAUAUCACUCCUGCUCUUUUAAGAUUUGAUGUUCUUUAUAUCUGUCCUGCCAUCCUAAAUAGCCACAGGGAAUUUGUGGCACUAACGAAUGUUUUCCUGUGUCUGCUUCUGAUGAAUUCUGGCCAUUUUUAAGUGUAUAUUUUGUUUAAAGAUUUUCUUUUUUGGAAAACAUAGCUUGAUAGAACAAGUGGAUUUUCAUGUAAAAAACCCCUGGGUCUAAUGCAAAAUUUGUGUUUUCUUGGGAAAACUUCAAAAGAGGACUUCUUGUUUUCUGUUAACAUUUGAAAGCUAAGUAUUACCUUCCAAACUAAACAUUGAAUCAAAAUAUCUUAAAUUUAUAUUGAUAUCAAGGCAGUAUUUUUGAAUUAACUUUCCCCAGGGAAACAAGCCUUGUUUCAGCAGAAGUUGCUGCCAUUUUAAAUGCAUCGUUGCUUAGUAGAUAAGACUGAAUAGAUAGGUAGGAGUAAUUAAAUAAAUAAAUGGAAACGGUGAAGCUCCUUGAGGUUCUUCCCCUGCACACGCAUUGUGUGGGACUUGGGAGUGGUUCUCUGAGUACCUAGGAACCUCCUCGGUGCCCCGCCAUCCUGUAAAGGUGCUCCUGGUGUACACAUCCUUACGCUGGGAAAGAGGGAGAUUGCCUCAGAUCUCCUUUAUAAUGCUCAUGAUGGGAAUCUCCUGCUACAAUUUUCGGUGAUCUACUCUAAUAUGUCUCUGCCAAAAAAAAAAAAAAAAAAAAAAGCCAGUCUGACAAAGAUAGUCCAGGGGGAUACUGCUCCAUUAACUUUCUGUUUGGCCUUUUCAAGUAUCUAAUCUGAGAGUGGAAGAUCAUAUGUCACAUUCAAUCCUUCUGUCUCUUAUGAGGGAAAGUAAACCAUGCAUGCUAAAACAGAGAGGUUUCUGGCUCAGAGUGCUCUCAGUUUUAGAGCCAAGCACUACCUGUGUGCCUGUGUAUGUGCAAAGAUAAUAGAACUAGUCUAGUAAGGGUUUAGAGAGGUGGUCGAUGCCCCAAGCCUAUCAGUGUUUAAGAGACAUUUGGACAAUGCCCUUAAUAAUAUGCUUUAACUUCUGGUAAGCCCUGGAGGGGUCAGGCAGUUGGACUAGAUAAUCAUUGCAGGUCCCUUCCAACUGGAACUAUUCUAUUGUAUUCUGUUCUAAGUUAAAAUGAGAGUUGAGAAACCAGUCCUGAGUCAUUGUUUAUGCAAGUGUUAUGCUGCCAGCCUACUAGUAUACUUGAAGGAUUGACAUUUCUGCCCCUUCUUCCCUUCUCU